Symbiodinium sp. CCMP2592 is the source of this 7188-nucleotide messenger RNA. The record is from the annotation of a GenBank genome assembly. NCBI's taxonomy places the organism in Eukaryota, Dinophyceae, Suessiales, Symbiodiniaceae.
AUGUCGCGUGCUUACCACGUGUGCAAGAAGUGCGGGCCCAGCAGUUGGAUCUUUCAGGAUCGUGUUGGGUCGAACCCGUUCUGCCAGAAGUGUGGAUGUCAGUGGCCGAAGGCCACGCAGCAGAAACCGACUGCGGUUGCAGGGGCGGACUGGGCAAGCCGAAAUGAUCCGGUCCGUGUAUGGAAGAAUAAGGGCCCCAAGGCCGCUCCACAGAAGGGCCGGCCUGACGGCAAGAUCCAUCGUGCAUUGCACUCCCUUUGGGAGAAAUUUACGCCUGCAGUGCAGCAAGGGCUUCUCGCAGCUGGCUGGAAGCCCAAGGAAGAGGACAAACCUGAGCCCCCGCCGGGGCUUCCGCGUAAAAGCGUUGGGGGAGGCAUCGGCAAGGGCAAGGGCAAAGGUAAGCAGCAGGAGCAGCGUGAGGGUGAUGCUGCCCAGGCCUUGUGGGCGUCUGCAAAUGCCGAUCAGAAAGCCCUCCUGCAGCAGCUGGGCUUCAAUGACCCCAGCCCGAGUGAGCCUGCAGACUUGAAGUCCUUGGUCAAAGCGCACAUGGAUCAGCUGCCUGAGUCCCUGAAGCAAGCGAUUGCCAGCCUGGAGCCUCAGACACCAGAGCCCACAGCAGCUGAGCAGGUGAUCACUGCGACCCGCAAGUUUAAGGCCAGCACUAAUGAGCUCCGUCAGCUCAUUCAAAAAUCUGCGGGCCUACAGGUUAAGAUAGACCGCGCCAAGUCUGCGUAUGCGGAUCUCUUAGAUCAGAUGAAAAGUGUUCAGGAGGAGCUUACGGACAAACAGAAUGAAGUGGCGGCCUUGCAAAAGGACCUUGAAUCCAGGGUCCAGUCGGCUCCUGAGCCGUCAGCCCUGCCAUGCAAAGAGGCCGUCCUGCGAGCGCUUCAGCAGUGUGGCAUCAACUUGAGUAGUGAGCAACAGGCCCUUCUUGACUGCAAUGCCAUGGAAGUUGAAGAGGCGAAGGAGGAGGCGCAGCAGGAACAACCUGGCGCCCCGAAGCCAGCCCAGGUGACCCCACAGCAGGGCUCUCAGCCCCCAGAGCAAGGCGCCGUCUGCGCUCCAUCUCCGGCCUACGGCGGCGUCGGUGCCAUGACAGAUUUUGCCAGUGUUGAAGGGCAGCUUCUUGAAUCAGUUGAGAGCAUUGAAGCUAAUUUUGAUGAGUCCUCCUUGGAAUGGUGGGCAGGGCAUCGCAUCUGUGAAUGCUUGGCUGAAGAGGCCGAGCCCAAUUGCACUAUUGUUGCCACUUUGCUCGCCACGGAGAUGCAAGCCACUGCCAUUCCCACCGAGGUCUUGUGGGAGGGCAGCCAGCACAUUUCUGAUAUCACUAGUGUGUUUGCGACCUGGUCCCGAGAUGCGGCCGCGUCUUGUGGGGUUUUCGAUAAUUUUCCUGGCAGUUCUUUUGUGAUUCAGGCCAAGCCGUUGGUGACUUCGUCUGCCCCACACCGACUGUGGAAGGGACAUGCCGAAUCCUUCUGGGAUCGCAUCGUUGCGUGGUCCAAAAAUUUUCGAGCCUUCCAGAGCAAUCCUUCUAAACAACAGGAGACUUUCUUAGCUCAGGCUGACACCCAUUGGGCUGAUGUUGGCAACCUGCCCUUUCACCAAUGGCAGGCUCAGGCCCUUGACAUGCUCACCGGCUGUGAGCCGGAUGCCGCUUGGGUUGAGGCCACGUCCCGACAGCAGCGCCAUGCUCGGAAGUUGCAUCUUUCGAACCAAAGUGCGGAUUAUCAGUCUUGGCUUCAGUCUUCCAUGAAAGCUGGAAUGAGGCCCCUCUUCCGAGCACUCAGCAAUCCAGAAGCCAAAAAUGAAAGGCCUUUUCUUGAUCGUCCGUUGGAAUUUCGGCCUUUCCUUAGGCUGGAGUUCUGGAGCAAAUUGUGGAAGGCGCAACCGUCGCCUCUACCGGAGCUCGACUCUCAGCUUCAGCAAGUAGCCCGGGAGCACGCGGCACAGCUACCUCCCUUGAGCCUUGAACAAAUCAAGCAAAGGAUUCGCAAGCUCAGCAACAAAGCUGGGGGAGCCGAUGGUUGGAGCUACGCACAGUUCAAGGUCUUGCCGGAUGAGGCGCUAGCCUAUUGCUUUGUGCAGUUCGUCGUACCGAUUGUGGGCGCCCUGCUGCAUAACUUUCCGCCACUGUGUGCCGACACUGCCUUGAAAGUUUACAGAGGGGCCAGAUACAUCAUUUCGGAUAGUGUUGUUUCGCCCAGAUGCUUCGGGGCAUCCGGCCUCAUGGCCGGAUGCCCCUAUGCGCCAGCAAUUGCCAAACUGGCACUGUUCCCGAGCCUUUCUUCAUUGCACAAGUCCAAACUUGCUGACAACAUCACGGCUUGGUUGGACGAUGUCAGUGUAGAUACUGAAGGCGCUCAAGCAGAGAAGACGGCACAUCGGGCUGUUCAAUCAUACCACUUGUUGAAGCAUGCCUUGCAGCAGGAUGGAACGGAUUACUCUGCAGCACGUCGUCGCAGGAUUACAGUUGCAAAGGCUCGUCAAGCAAAGGGCCAGGCCAGAUCAGGGCGUAUGCGAUCGCUCAAAGUUCCCUCCUUGUCCCACAAGUGGAGACUGUACAAAGGAGGCAUUUUCGCCUCAGCUGCUUGGGGUCAUCAGGCUCAGGGUAUUUCUCCGAAGCGUUUGAAGUGGCUGCGAGGGUGUGCUGCGCAGCAGUUGCAGCGACACAAGCUUGGCAGCCUUGAUUUGCUUUUCGAUUUGCAUAGCAAGUUUGAGGACCCUCUUAUCACUAUCUUAACACAGCACUUUGCCACGGUUGCUAAGGUUUUUCUUCGAUGGCAGGAGACACUGUGGGGUCAGCUCAAAACUUCUUGGAGCAGCACGUGGAGCCGACUCCAGGCUUCGCCGCACCCGUGGAAAUGUGUUUCUGGCCCGAUGGCGGCUGCGCAAGCCUAUCUCAUGCAACUUGAGAUCGAUGCUCACAGUUUGGAGCAUUGGAACUGGGAUGGUGAGGAUUUUGCCUGCACUUGGAAGGUUGCCUGGUUGGUGAAUAUGCCUUUCCCGUCUCCGGGCCUCAUGGGGAAUGUUCCACCUGGAGCUUUUCGUUACCAGGGCAAAUGGAUUGUGGCAAUUCUUCUGAGGCAAGACGCGUCGGUCUUACUCUGUCUGCUCAUGCGGGGCAUGGAUCUGGCUCCGGAGGAGGAUACAGAAUUGCAGCGUACGUGGCGCCCUGGAGGGUUGGCAACGCGCCAGAAGCAGAAGGGCCAGAGGGGCAUCAAUCAGGACGGUACUGUACACCGUGCACUGCAGUCAUUGUGGGAGAAGCUUGCUCCCGAAGUGCAGAAGGAACUGGCAAGCGCAGGGGUUAAACCCCCGGAGCCUCCCAAAGAAGAUGACCUGCUCGCCUUGCUGCGCUCUCACGAGGCUGCCCUCCCACAGGAGGUUAAGGACAAAUUGCAUGAAGCAGAGCCCAAGGAGACUCCCCAGGAGGCAGCUGUGUGUGCAUCCAGGGAGUACAAGACGAGCACGCUGCGGUUGCGUGAUCUGGGGCAUAAGAAAGUUCAGCUUCAGUCUUGCAUUGAUGACACGAAGAUGAAGCUACGCAAACAAUUGGAAUCCAUGAAAGAGUUGCUUUCCCAGAUUUCUGAAGCCCAGGCUGAAGUUGCCAAGGUCUCGGAACAGUUUAAGCAGGCUGUUUUGACGGAUCCAUCUGAGGAAGCAUCCGCUGAGGAUACCACGCUGUUGCAGCUGAUUGCUGAUGCUGGCAUCACUUUGACCCAAGAGCAGAUUGAUAAGCUGAAGUCUGUGGAGGAAGGUCAUGCCAUCAAGAAGCGCAAGCACGAUGCAAAGAGUCCUGAAGGGAUCACGUCAGCUCCGCCCGGCUUGGGGCAGGUGGCUUCUCAGGUCCCGGCGGGAGGACCAGCGCGCUUUGUUAGUGCAAGAGAAUGGAUUCAUCCACAUGUUACGGUCACGGAGACCGACCAGGCGUCCCAAACUCAGCUUGGCAGUGCAAAUGUGAUUUCGGAUGAGAUCGUUGGCAGCUGCAAUUUCACUCACGAGGCGUCGGCUAGAAGCUGUGCCACUGCUUCCCACGUCGCGAGCUCAUCCCACGUUGAGCCCAUGUCGGUGAAGGGAUGGUUUGCUGGGUGCGAAGUGGCCUGCACAAACGCUAUCAAUUUGAUGUACAACGGGUCCACCAGCCACGAUUUUUCCCGUGGAAGUGCGCCGGUACGGCUGCACUCCACUCAUGCCUAUGUCCACUGCGAGGCUUUGUCCCCGUAUUCCAGGAAGAUUCGGCUAUCGAAGCAGCCACCCCAGCAGAUUUGCAGCACAUCCGACUGUGUUCGUGUUGCGGUGAGGACCCAGGAGGUGGAGGUCAUGACCCGGAGUAGGAGUUUUUUCCCGGAGGAGGUGGGCCGAAGGCCAGAGGGUCCUGGGGGACCGGUUGGGAACACUGGCAUUUCAGGCCAAAUUUCCAUGCCCGAUGUGCGCCCUGCUGGCGGCACUCGGAAAAAUAAUGCCAAUUUGCAGUCCCGCCGUCCAGAUGCAAAACUACUUGCUAUGUGGCAUUCAUUACAGCGGGCCUUGCAGCCUGUGACAGAGAAGGAGAUUGUAAACCUUGUAUCCCGGUUAGAAGAAGCUGGGUAUCUUCAGGAGGGUAGUUUCCCGCAUUUUGCAGCCGAUCUCGCUCUGCAGGCAUGCCACGGCGAUGACCCGGCGCCGGCCAUUUCAGCAAUAGCAGAUGUCAUUGCCAAUUUGGGCAAGCCCGAUCGCGUCAGGAACCUCAAUAUCACUAGCGCCAACAUCACGAAAUGGCGCAAAGAAAUUGCACACUGGAUGUCUGAACAGGCGUGUGAUGCUUUUCUCCUCCAGGAAACCCAUCUUCCUGAGGAUAAAGGGGAACAGCUGGCCAAUGCUGUUGGUUCCCGAGGUUUCCAGUCGUUCAUCCUCCCAGCCGUGGCCACAGGUAACGGUGGUUUUUCAGGUGGGUUGGCGGUGUGUGUCAAGAAGCACCUUGAUGUUCGGGAGGUUACACAAUUUUCGCACAAAGGGGCGGGGUUCCUUUCGGUUGCCAUGCGGGUCAAAGGGACCGACCUUUACUUGGUAAGCGUUUACUUAAAGUCAGGUGAAGGCUUCCAAAGCCCCACCAAUGCUGCUGUCCUCAGCCGUCUCAUUCCCUUCCUGGCAUCAGUUCGUGGUUCUUUCCUUGCUGCCGGGGAUUUUAAUGAUGAUUUUGAGACACUUGCAACGACCAACAUUGCAGCUGAAUCCAAAGGUGCUUGGAUCGCACCUGAGGGGCCCACUAUUGCCAGUGGAGGCCGUCUUGAUUUCGGUCUUGUGUCGAGGUCUCUGGCACACUUGGUUGGGGUUAAAACGCAGUGGCUUACGCCCUUCAAGCCUCACGCUGCCUUGGAGUGGGAAUGCCAGGUCUCGGAUGUCAUCCUUAACAUCCCUCAACUGAAGCCCUUUAAGCCGCUUCCCGUCAAUGAGCAGCCUUUUGAAAUUCGGCCUGUCGAUCACCAGCUUCAUGUACUCGGGCUGUCCCCACAAAAUGCCACGCUGACCCAACAGUUUGGAGAGCUGUCUUCAGCCGUGGAGCGCUCGGUCUUUGGCCAGGUCCAGGGCAGAGGUGUGUGCAUUCAGGUGAUCAGGGCCCCUUUGCCGUUACAAGGUAGGCCUAAAGGCGGGUGGUGUGGGCACCAAUACGCCUUUUGGUCACGACUUGUGUCGUGGCUAGAAGUUUGUCAGAAAACGCCCCAGCCUUGCCCUAUGGGUCAGCACGUUGCUGCUCAGAUUGCAGAAUUUUGGCAUGGCACAGAGGACCAAUCGCAACCUUUCAUCGACCUCAUAGGCUCCGACGCGGCAGGGCCUUCCUUUGAAGUUGUUGCGACGCUUUUGCCACAGGCCAAAACGCAGUUGACCCAGAUCACAAAGGAAUGGAUGCAGGAUAAAUCCAAAUCCUAUAAAAAGUGGUUGGAGCAAGCAGCCACCGGAGGCAUGAGACCCCUUUUUCAGAGUGUCAAACAACAUGAAAGCAAAACUUUAAGGCCCUUCCUUGCAGCCCCACUUCAGGAGCGCAUUUAUUUGAAGUGGCGUCAAUGGCACGAAGUGUGGUGCAACCCUAAUGCAGGUGAGGUCGACAGCAACUUGGCGGCGGAGGUUAGGAGGCGAGCCAUCGCCCAGGCUCAAGCCUUACCUCCCAUUUCAGUGCAGCGGGCCACCGCGUACUUUCGUAAAGCAGCCAAAAAGGCCCCAGGCAUCGACGGUUGGUCGGCUGACAUGCUUCGUAACAUGUCGGCUGAGGCCACACAAGCUGUGCUCAACUUCUUGCGUACUUGCGAGCUCCAGGCGGAAUGGCCAGCCCAAAUCGCAGUAGCUCUCAUUUCCCUUCUUCCGAAGAGUGCUAAGAAGGAAAGGCCAAUAGCCCUUCUUCACUUCCUGUACCGCUCUUAUAUCCGUUUACGGUGGAGCCUCAUAGAGGAGUGGCAAGUCAUGUACUCCAAAAAAGCAGUAUGGGAUAAAGCAAUGCCAGGAUCCCAAGUGCUUGACGUUGCGUUGGGACGUCUAAUGAGGGGCGAGGCCUCCCGGCUCGCCAAGUCCCACAUGGUGUCCAUUUUUAUGGACUUAGAAAAUUUCUACGAUCGAUGCAGGUUCCAAGACAUGCUCCAGGCAGGAUUGGAACUCGACUAUCCGCCAUUACUUUUGCAUCAGGCCUGGCUUGUGUACUCAGCUCCCAGAUUCUUGCAGUCUGAAGGUGCUUUGGCACCACAGAUCACACCUACUCAAGGUGUGCUGGCAGGUUGCCCAGCCGCGCCAUCAAUCGCGAAACUCAUCAUUCACCCGAUCGCUGCUUCCAUUUCUUCUAAGACAGGCACCACGAACUUGGAUGUUUGGGUGGAUGAUCUUAGUUUAGAUACGGUUGAUUUUUCAGCGGACACUGCGGCGCGCACCAGCAUCAAACUCUUCAGAUCUUUGCGGUCGUCUUUACAUGCAAGAGGUGCCAGCAUUUCCUUGGACAAAACUUGCUUUGUGGCUACCUCCUCACAGACAGUCGCGGCACUGAAGAAACAUCGCUGCCCAACAGAUCCGGAGAUCAAGCCCUUUGUUUGUUCGGCCAUCAGGCGAUUGGAGUUUCGCCGAAGCGCGGCAGAUGGUAUCGCACCAUCACCGCCAAACACCUUGGACGUCAAAAAUUGGGUGGGUGCAUGGAGCCACAGCGCUGCAACUGCAAUGGACUUCGCGUGA